CCCCAUAGACAUCCUUCGUACUGUUGGGAAGUCUCACGCCGUCCGCUCCACCUCCACUUUCCACUGUGGCAUCCAGCUACCACUGUCCUGUGAUCAACUGCUCCUCAUCGUCGUAAAAUUUUCUAGCACACGAAUCCAAUAAUUGUGGGUACAGUCUGCGAGGAGAAGCCACAAGAACAUCAGCGACCGAAACUGGAUGUGCCACGUGCCCUGCUUUUGCAUUGGCGACUACUGCAGCGCAGCUAAUUCAUACACGUUCAGAAACCAGGUUAUAUAGGAGGCCUCCGAGGAUCCCCGCCCUUCCCUCCCUCCUAUACUUAUCCUCGCAGUCUUCUUUGGUACCGUUGGGGUCGUCCGUUCUGCAUCCAUGGGGGAGUUCGCGGACGCGGAGAGAUUUGAGUGUCUUAAGCCCUCUCUUCCUUUCAUGGAGAUGGAUACCAACUUGGAGCUGAUGAGGCAGCUCGCGGAGCUCAAUGGCUCGGCUAUGCACAGCCCGAGCAUGGGAUUGAUGGAUUACUCCGACGAGUACUACUUGCCUCAUCAGUCCGAGUUCUCGAUUCCAUUUAUCGAUGACUUGACCGGUCCGCCUGCAGAACGCCAAAAACCCAUUGCGGAGUCGCAGCCUGCGGGAUCUGUUGGAGAGCAGAGUCAUGGAGGCAGGAAAAGGAAGAUGAUCGCGGAAUCGAAUUCGAGUUCCCACAACUUUUCAGAGGUCUACUCGGUGAUUGGAUCGUCAGCAGUUAACACCGAGAAAAAGAACGGCUCCGAGAGUAGGAGAAGACGCAAAAGCAAUUCGAAGGAAGCAGGGAAGCCAAAGGAGGUAGUUCAUGUGAGGGCAAGAAGAGGCCAAGCCACUGACAGCCACAGCCUAGCUGAGAGGGUGAGGAGGAGGAAGAUCAAUGAAAGAAUGAGAUGUUUACAAGACCUUGUUCCUGGAUGCUACAAGACGAUGGGUAUGGCAGGGAUGCUGGAUGAGAUAAUCAACUAUGUGCAGUCACUGCAGAACCAAGUUGAGUUUCUUUCAAUGAAACUUUCGGCUGCGAGCUCCUUUUACGACUACAGCUUGGGUGUGGAAGCCAUCGCAAUAACUCAGGUGGAUGGAGCAUACGAGGGGGAAGAGGCAGAGAGAGCGCAGAGAAAGGGACAUGGGGAUUGCACCAGCGUCCACUCAAUAUCGAUGCCCUCCUUUUGACUCGGCUUUCGGCUCUUGGCACUUCCAUGUCUCUGACCACAUACAUUGCACUCUCGCUUCCUCUCCCAACCUCAGCUCAAGAAGUCUGUUUCCCGGCACCCAUGCAUGGCUCACGUGCAUACGAGCUAUUUGCUUUCCUUCGCACAUGUGUGGGCCUUAGCAAAAAUCUCUCUCUCUCUCUCUCUCUCUCUCUCUCUCACACACACACACACAGACCCAUCUGUUCCUUUUCAUUUGGUCAUGUAUGAUUGUAUUCAACCUCUUUGUCGGUUCCAUGUAUUGUCAUCGUCACAUAGUAAUAUAUUGGACUCCUAUUGUUAUUUUC
Messenger RNA from Musa acuminata AAA Group (dessert banana), 1517 nucleotides. RefSeq names its product transcription factor bHLH75-like. Gene Ontology annotation, molecular function: DNA-binding transcription factor activity; protein dimerization activity. The record is from RefSeq and is a predicted model, not a curated record. The coding region runs from base 368 to 1192 and encodes 274 amino acids. Gene Ontology annotation, biological process: regulation of DNA-templated transcription. Gene Ontology annotation, cellular component: nucleus. The transcript has 6 exons. NCBI's taxonomy places the organism in Eukaryota, Viridiplantae, Streptophyta, Magnoliopsida, Zingiberales, Musaceae.